ACUCUGCCCUUACCCAAGAUGGCCGCGGACCCGCGCGGGGGCCGCCGGGACGGUGGGGGUGUGUCCCGGCGGCGUGAGGCGGUGUCUCCGCCCCGGGCUAUAUGAGGCGGCGGCGGGGAGGGUGGUGAGCGGUUGGCCGUGCUUGGGCGACAUGGCUUUGCUCCGGGAGGACACGCAGAACAAGCUGAGGUCUGUAUCUGUAGACCUGAAUGUUGAUCCUUCUCUCCAAAUUGAUAUACCUGAUGCCCUAAGUGAAAAGGAUAGAGUUAAGUUCACUGUGCAUACUAAGACUACACUGCCUGCUUUUCAAAGCCCUGAGUUUUCAGUUACAAGGCAGCAUGAAGACUUUGUGUGGCUGCAUGAUACACUCACUGAAACUGAAGAGUAUGCAGGACUCAUUAUACCUCCAGCACCUUCAAAGCCUGACUUUGAUGGUCCCAGAGAGAAGAUGCAGAAGCUAGGGGAAGGAGAAGUGUCUAUGACAAAAGAAGAGUUUGCCAAAAUGAAGCAAGAGCUGGAAGCUGAAUAUCUGGCUGUCUUCAAGAAGACUGUAUCAUCACAUGAAAUCUUCCUUCAGCGGAUUUCUUCUCAUCCUGUGCUCAGCAAAGAUCGCAAUUUUCAUGUUUUUCUGGAGUAUGACCAGGAUCUGAGUGUUCGGAGGAAAAACACAAAAGAAAUGUUUGGUGGCUUUUUGAAAAGUGUGGUAAAGAGUGCUGAUGAAGUCCUUUUCUCUGGUGUCAAGGAAGUAGAAGACUUUUUUGAGCAAGAGAAGACUUUUCUUGUGAACUACUACAACAGAAUCAAGGAUGCAUGUGCAAAAGCAGAUAAGAUGACACGAUCUCAUAAAAAUGUUGCAGAUGACUAUAUUUAUACUUCAGCUUGCUUGAACAGUCUGGCUUUAGAGGAACCUACAGUUAUCAAAAAGUACUUGUUGAAAGUUGCUGAGCUCUUUGAGAAACUCAGGAAAGUAGAGAGUAGAGUUUCAUCUGAUGAAGACUUAAAGCUCUCUGAACUGUUGAGGUACUACAUGCUCAAUAUAGAAGCUGCUAAGGAUCUUCUGUACAGGCGUACAAGGGCUCUUGUUGACUAUGAAAACUCAAACAAAGCUUUAGAUAAAGCCAGACUAAAGAGCAAGGAUGUCAGGCUGGCUGAGGCAUAUCAACAGGAUUGUUGUCAGAAGUUUGAAAAGAUUUCAGAAUCUGCAAAACAAGAACUGAUGAGCUUCAAACAGAAGAGAAUAGCAGCAUUCCGCAAAAACCUAAUUGAAAUGGCAGAACUGGAAAUAAAACACGCGAAGAACAAUGUCUCUCUCCUGCAAAGCUGUAUUGACUUAUUCAAGAACUAAGGAGCCUUAUUCUGAAAAUGUGAAAAAAGCAUCAAUUGCACUCAAUGGCCAGGGGCAACUUAUUGGCUUGACUUUGUUAGCGUAAAAUAAAUAUUGUCACAGAGAUUGUUUGACUAGUACUUAAAUAUGUUGAUAGUGAUACAUUGACUUUCUUAGUAUAAAUGAGAGCCAAAUUGUGUAUGAAUUGUCUGGAUGUAGCUGACAUCCUGCUGGCUGAUAACUCAAAAUGAGUAAAGUAUAAGAAAUCAAUUUGCUGUUGACUGACUUCACCUAGCAGAAGAUGUUUUCUGAGAAGAACUCCUUUUCUUGCAGGAUCAUAAAUCUGUCUCUUCAUAGCCCUGAUAUAUUUAAAACUUGCAAGUGGCAGUGACUUAUAUAAGUGUAGUAAUUUUAUAAAGUAAAUAUCCUAACAUUCCACUUCCCAGACAGAUUUCUACUACAAUAUAUUUUGCAUUUCUAUAACUACAUUCAGUAUUUGUACACUUCAGCAAUACAGCAAAUAAAGAUCUCUGAUAGAACAA
Molecule: messenger RNA, 1866 nt
Organism: Columba livia (rock pigeon)
Lineage: Eukaryota; Metazoa; Chordata; Aves; Columbiformes; Columbidae
Gene: SNX5
Product: sorting nexin 5
Exons: 13
Coding region: 152-1345 (397 amino acids)
Biological process (GO): intracellular protein transport; pinocytosis; retrograde transport, endosome to Golgi
Cellular component (GO): endosome
Molecular function (GO): phosphatidylinositol binding; dynactin binding
Source: RefSeq, a predicted model, not a curated record